Molecule: messenger RNA, 2633 nt
Organism: Parasteatoda tepidariorum (common house spider)
Lineage: Eukaryota; Metazoa; Arthropoda; Arachnida; Araneae; Theridiidae
Product: corticotropin-releasing hormone receptor 2-like
Biological process (GO): cell surface receptor signaling pathway; adenylate cyclase-modulating G protein-coupled receptor signaling pathway
Cellular component (GO): plasma membrane
Molecular function (GO): G protein-coupled peptide receptor activity; peptide hormone binding
Source: RefSeq, a predicted model, not a curated record
AUAGAGGGCGAGGAUCUUCUCCAAUGGUUAAGGUGGAAAAAGUAAAAAUAUUGAUCUUCUGGCAUUAGAAGUUUCUUCUGGACGCAGAGAGAUGCGUUCCACAGAUGGAGAGUUCCCAGUCCUGUUAAGAAGUCUUCUCUCGUAGGGCUGUGUCUGUGUUUCUUAAAGGAUUAUAAGUGAAAACCAGUAACAAAAUAAACUGAUAUAUUUAAACCAAACACAACCUCAGAAAAGUUCUCUUUAGAACACUUAAAUAUUAAUUCUUUGUUUCGGUUUAAUUAGUUUUAAUAUUUAAAACGAUUAUUUUAUCACUUCAAACGAUUUCAAUGAAAAAUAUGAUUUAUAAGCGAAGUGAAUUCAAUAUUUUUAACAAAAAAUAAAUACUUAUUUUGUUAAAAAGUUGAAUUUACGACCUGUUUAGUUAAACCUGGCAUUCUAGCUUGUGGACAUUAAAGCUAUUGAAACAUAACCGAUUAUAUUAAAUAAAACACAGAGAAUUUUUUUUUUUUUGCGAACUAUAAUUCUUUAAAUAAACGCAAACGACAAUUUAGGCCUUAGUUCAUUCUUUGUUAUUUUUUUCAUGAAUAUAGCUGUAGACAAUGCUUGAAACAAAAAGCCGUGUUUAAAUAAUAAUAAAAUCCAUCAGAGGCAUAUAAAUGAAAUGGAAAGAAACAUCUCUAGUUUUAAUAUAAUAACUGAUGCGGAAAAACAAGCAGAUUAUGUUAUUCAGAAUGAACCAACCAAUGAAAUGGAGUGCAUCAACUAUAAUAACAGUUUAUUAGAAGAACCCUUUUGCAAAUCAAUAUGGGAUUCUUUUUAUUGUUGGCCAUCCACUGCCAGUGGAAAAGUGGUGUCUCGUCCCUGCUCUGUACUCUUCGCCUCCUACGACGUCGGCUUUCGUGGAUCCAAACAAAAUGCGGAAGCGUACAGAGUUUGUGAUGAGAAUGGCCGAUGGUUGUGGGGUAAUUGGACAAAUUAUACUCAAUGCUUGGACCUACUACCACAUAGUCAGGAGACUGAAGUUGGUCACUUAACGGUCUGUUAUAUUCUCUUCAUAUGUUCUUUCAUAUCUAUCAUUGCCCUUCUCAUCACUUUACUAAUAUUCUGCUAUUUUAAAUCAUUGCACUGUUCUCGCCUUCGUGUUCAUCGCAAUCUUGCUGUGUCGCUCAUCAUUCAUUCUGUGUUACUCAUGAUCAUUCCAUCAACUGUCAUCUUCCAAACUUCAUUGCCUAACUACACAGAAGUGGAGUGGCUGUGCAAGCUUCUGAUGUGCAUCAAGAUGUAUUCUGCAAUGGCCAGUAUCAAUUGGAUGUUUGUGGAAGGACUAUUACUUCACAGCAGAAUCACUGUAUCAGUUUUCAAACAAGAUGCGCCAUUCAAGCUCUACUAUCUCAUCGGAUGGGGGCUACCGUUAAUUUUCGUAUCGUCUUGGGCAUUUAUUAUGUCUUGCAAGCUGCACACACCCUGCUGGAGAGGAUAUGGGAAAUCCAUAUAUGUCUGGAUUUUGACCGGACCUAUGGUUAUUGCUUUAUUGGUAAACAGUGUAUUUAUGGUAAAUAUAGUUCGAAUAUUAAUCACAAAGCUCAAUCGCACUUCUUCUAUAGAUAGUCGUCGAAUGAAACAGAAGACGGAGAGGGGAGGUAGUAUGCACAUUUCAGCUGUACACUCCACCUCUCGAGAUUCAGCACGAAUUAACUGGAAAGCAGUAAGAGCCACGGCCCUCUUGUUCCCUCUAUUGGGCCUCACUCACUUGAUGUUUUGUAUCAACCCGAAUGACGACGCCAUGUUUGAAGAAGCCUACAUGCUCACAAACGCCAUCCUACAAUCAUCUCAGGGCUUUUUUGUCGGGGUAUUGUAUUGCUUCAUGAACUCGGAGGUCCAAACAGUAGUGCGUAACAGUUACUUGAGAGCAGUGAUACGCCGAAAUCCCAACACACGCACUAAGAGCUACCUGCGAACUUCCAAUGCUUUUUUGUCCCAUACAGAAAUAUCCGUUGCUGAUACAGCGAGGAACAAAGUGGUACCAGACAGAAAGAUACCUCUCCAGAUCAUGAAUGGAGAGGAAAUCAAAGACACGGAGAGGACUUAUGUGUUUUGAGACUGCCAUAAUACGUUUUAAUGGUACCCCGCUUGACCCAUGCCAAAUUUUUUGAUGUUCCCACCAAAACAUUUUGAUGGUUUAUGCUGGUUUCAGUGCGAUUCAUGAUGGUACAACAUCAUUUGAUGAUCCAACAUCAUUUGAUGGUCCAACAUCAUUUGAUGAUCCAACAUCAUUUGAUGGUUCAACAUCAUUUGAUGAUCCAACAUCAUUUGAUGGUCCAACAUCAUUUGAUGGUUCAACAUCAUUUGAUGGUCACCAUCCCACAUUUCCCAUUAUGCGUUCAUAGUUUUUUAUAUGCCAGCAAACUUCCGUAUUUCAAAAUGCUACUUUAACUGCUUCUCCUCUGAUUAUGCCGAGAAAACUCGGGUAUAGCAGAAUUUGUCAGUUUGUUUUGUUUCAUCACGUUUUUACGCUGCACAGUGGGGCAGAAGACCAUGAUCUUUGGCCAAAAGUCAAAAUUAAAUUUUCAACUAAAAUAUGUGUAGGCAGUUUUAAUAUCACCCAAAUUAAGUAUUCAUAAUCAUUCCAAACA